Molecule: messenger RNA, 2427 nt
Organism: Ophidiomyces ophidiicola
Lineage: Eukaryota; Fungi; Ascomycota; Eurotiomycetes; Onygenales; Onygenaceae
Exons: 1
Coding region: 1-2427 (808 amino acids)
Biological process (GO): protein phosphorylation
Molecular function (GO): protein kinase activity; ATP binding
Source: RefSeq, a predicted model, not a curated record
AUGACCGAACUUUCCCCAGAUGAAAAUUCUAUCAUUGAACGCCACCCUUUGAAUCACACGGUCCACGAUCUGCGCUGUUUGCUUGAAGAGGCAGACAAUAUUUACGAGUCACGCUUAAUAUCAAAUGACGGCUCCAUAAAUAGUCUUGACACACUUUACCAAUCUGCGAUUUCAAAACUUAUCAUUGCCCUUCAAGGACAGGAUGCAGCAUUCAAUCUUCGCUCACGGAUCGCCGACCAAAAGGUUGAUUCAGAUUUGGCAGACUUAUAUCUGGGCCUCCGGCGAGCCCCCUUCAGUUAUGAACACUAUCAACCUCUCAUCCAGCUUGUUGUCAACAAUGCUGCUGACACUGACAUCUGGAAGGCUGUCUUCAACCUCAUUGCCGCUACUUCUUCUUCCACACCCCCAGCAACUGUUCCUCCCUCAUCCGACGCUACCCCGGUCCGGUUCACAUCAUCAUCACAGAAAGGGGCCGAACAGACUCGUCUGCUAGUGGAAGGGAGGAUCUUUGAAGAGAUACAAGAUUGCACCUUUCGGGGUGUAGGUGGUUUCAUAGCAAAAUACUUUGAAGGGACUACCUGGAAUACACGGGUGGGCGCACUCUGUGAACGCGCCCUGAACUCAUCUAGUGACUGGGCUGAAUUUCCCAAUCCCCCUACGCAGGAAAAUGUCCUUGAGUGGUGGUUUCGCCUUCAAGCUGAGUUCCUUCCAGAAGCGCGUAGUGUCUACUUUUCCACCAGAAAUAAGGCAGACCUUACUGGUUCGGAAGCAGAGCGACAGGUUGACCUUUUACUGAAAGCCCGAACCGCUGGCAACCCAAAUGAAAAGCAUGACUGGAGAGAUAUUUAUGUGGUGGGGGAGCUCAAAAAGUCAUCAGAUGAGAUCCAGACAAAAGGCACACUGCUGCAGCUGGCACGUUACGUGCGGGAAGUGUUCAUUGCACAGCCAACUCGACGAUUUGUCCACGCAUUUGCCGUAUGCGGGGCCAAGAUGGAGGCCUGGGUGUUUGAUCGCUCAGGUCCCUACAGCUCUGGCAUUUUUAAUAUCCGAGAAAACAUGAAACAGUUCUUGCAUGUUAUUUUAGGUUACGCGAUGAUGAGCGAUGAAGAGCUUGGGCUUGAAACAUUCAUGGCAUCUGGUUUGGAUGGCAAACAGGCAAUAACUGUCAAUGCUACCGGUACCGGAAAGGAUACAACAAUUCAACUUGAUCGCGUCCCUAUCAGCUCCCAAUACUCCAUUGUGUGUCGCGGCACAAGCUGCUUUCGCACAAAGAAUGGUGGCAUGGCGGAGGGCGUGGCAAAAUUCUCAUGGACUUCUGAUAAACGACGACCGGAGGUGGACCUUCUCGAGCUCGCACACCAGCGGGGCGUCCAAGGGAUCGCAAGGGUCAUCGGGCACCGUACAUUCACCAGCAUUGCAGACCUGCGCGAGGGCCUGCUCUUCGAAAAUCGGCACAAUUUUCGAAGUAGCAAUGCCAGCCCGGCAUUGUCAUUUGCGCAGCAAGGAUCCCGAGUCAAAUUGUUCCAAUCAUCCAGCCGAGUUCAAAGCCUUAGUGUCAGCAACAGGCCGUCUACAAAGCGGAGAUCACCAGAUCCUGGACCACAAAUUAUCAAACGAUCGCGCUCCAGCAACAAGCUCUCUAGAAAGCAAUCAGAGAAUGAGCUCACUUUCACAGCCCAGUCCGUUCAUUCACCCAGCCUAUUUGACCGAGGGGAUGAACCGUAUGACAAUCGUAUCUUUCGUUGUCUGGUGAUUACCCCUGCCGGCCGACCCAUUUAUGAUUUUGAGUCACCGUUGGAAUUGCUCAUGGCGCUCCGAGAUUCAAUACUGGCACAUCGGUCUCUGUACCUUGAUGGAAACAUCCUUCACAGAGACAUUUCAGAGAACAAUAUAAUUAUCACAGAUUCUGGCAAAGCAGGUGGUAAGUCAGGCAUGCUCAUUGAUCUUGACCUUGCCAAGGAAUUUGGGAGUGGACGAAGCGGUGCACGACACCGGACCGGUACCAUGGAAUUCAUGGCGAUUGAGGUACUGCUCAAUGUAGACCACACGUACCGUCACGAUCUUGAGUCCUUUUUCUAUGUGUUGAUCUGGCAGUGCGCCUAUCGUGGCUGGAAAAAAGCUAAACAAGAAUCGAUGCAGCCUAAAAAAAGCCUUCUAAAGAAUUGGUAUACUAAUGACUACGAAGACAUUGCAAACGCCAAACGAGGCAAUAUGGAAGCUGGCGGAUUUGAGCGUAUUUUGAUGAAGGAAUUUCCUCCAUAUUUUGACUGUCUCAUACCGCUCUGUAGAGCUAUACGAGACAUACUAUUUCCUUAUGAUAAGAACGGGCUUGUUGUUGGCACGCCCCGUGAUCCAAAAAGGCUGUACGACCCUAUCAUCAAGGCGUAUGAGGACGCAAUAGUUUCACUUGAAGCUGAAAGAACUUGA